GAUUGAUUGAUUGAUUGAGACACAGAGAGAAGGGCAGGGGCAGAGCGGAGGGACGCGGCUGGAGCGGCCCUCCCUUCCCUCUCGGGCUUCCUCGCGAGAGUGCGCGGCCCGGGGUGGGAAGGGUGAGGAGAGGAGGAGGAGGGGGCGGGCCUUGCGGGGGUCCCCCUCCCCUCCCCCCAGCCCCGCUCCCCCGCCCCUCCCCCCUCCCACCGGCGGCUAGUCCUCCACAAAAUGGACGCCGCCGCCGACGUUGCUGCCAGCCCGGAGGGCGAGGAGGAGGAGGAGGAGGAGGAAGAGGAGCCCUCCACCUCUGGCGCCUUCCCAGCCCCCUCGCAGGAGCCCGGCCUAGAGGAGAAAAAUGAUCCUCCAUUUCAACUCAAACCUCCUCCAAAGGCAUCUAAACUUGAAAAAGAAAUUGACCCAGAAUAUGAAGAGAAGAUGAAAACAGAUCGAGCCAAAAGGUUUGAAUUCCUGCUGAAGCAGACAGAACUUUUUGCACAUUUUAUUCAACCUGCAGCACAGAAGUCACCGACAUCUCCCCUCAAAGUGAAACUUGGAAGACCGCGGAUAAAGAAGGAUGAAAAGCAGAGCUUGCUUUCAGCUGGAGACUAUCGCCACAGGCGCACAGAGCAAGAGGAAGAUGAAGAGCUGCUCUCUGAGAGCCGAAAAACCUCUAAUGUGUGUGUUCGGUUUGAGGAAUCCCCUUCUUAUGUUAAAGGAGGAACACUGAGAGAUUAUCAGGUUCGGGGUUUGAACUGGAUGAUUUCCUUGUAUGAAAAUGGUGUCAAUGGCAUUUUGGCAGAUGAAAUGGGCUUGGGGAAAACACUCCAGACCAUUGCGUUGCUGGGCUAUCUGAAGCACUACCGAAACAUUCCAGGCCCACACAUGGUUCUGGUUCCCAAAUCAACAUUGCACAACUGGAUGAAUGAAUUUAAACGCUGGGUUCCCUCUUUGCGGGCCGUUUGUCUCAUUGGGGACAAGGAUGCCAGAGCCGCUUUCAUCCGUGAUGUCAUGAUGCCUGGAGAGUGGGAUGUGUGUGUGACCUCCUAUGAAAUGGUAAUUAAAGAGAAAUCAGUCUUCAAAAAAUUUAACUGGAGGUAUCUGGUGAUUGAUGAAGCUCAUCGGAUUAAGAAUGAAAAAUCUAAGUUAUCUGAGAUUGUUCGUGAGUUCAAGACCACAAACCGGCUGCUAUUAACAGGGACUCCCUUGCAGAAUAAUCUUCAUGAGCUGUGGGCCUUGCUCAAUUUUCUUUUACCUGAUGUCUUCAAUUCUGCAGAGGACUUUGACUCAUGGUUUGACACUAAAAAUUGCCUUGGAGAUCAAAAGCUGGUUGAGCGCCUCCAUGCAGUUUUGAAGCCAUUUUUGUUACGGCGCAUAAAAGCGGAGGUUGAAAAGAGCCUGCCUCCUAAAAAAGAAGUCAAAAUCUAUCUGGGACUCAGCAAAAUGCAGAGAGAAUGGUAUACCAAGAUCCUGAUGAAAGAUAUUGACAUCUUGAAUUCGGCUGGGAAGAUGGACAAGAUGCGGCUGCUGAACAUCCUGAUGCAGCUCCGCAAGUGUUGUAACCACCCCUACCUGUUUGAUGGGGCCGAACCUGGCCCUCCCUACACCACGGACACUCACCUUGUCACCAACAGUGGCAAAAUGGUCGCUCUGGAUAAAUUGCUGGCAAAACUCAAAGAACAGGGUUCUAGAGUUCUUGUUUUCAGCCAGAUGACGCGUUUAUUGGACAUCCUGGAAGAUUAUUGCAUGUGGCGAGGUUAUGAAUAUUGCCGAUUAGAUGGGCAAACACCACAUGAAGAAAGAGAGGAAGCAAUAGACACCUUUAAUGCUCCCAACAGCAGAAAGUUUGUUUUUAUGCUGAGUACCAGAGCUGGAGGCCUUGGGAUUAAUUUGGCCACCGCUGAUGUUGUUAUCCUCUAUGAUUCCGACUGGAACCCACAGGUUGAUCUGCAAGCGAUGGAUCGUGCACAUCGUAUUGGCCAGAAGAAGCCGGUGCGGGUAUUCCGACUCAUCACGGACAACACUGUCGAAGAGCGGAUCGUAGAGAGAGCUGAGAUAAAACUGAGAUUGGACUCGAUCGUUAUACAGCAAGGGAGGCUUAUUGACCAGCAGUCGAAUAAACUGGCCAAGGAUGAGAUGCUGCAGAUGAUCCGUCAUGGUGCAACACACGUGUUUGCCUCUAAGGACAGCGAGCUGACUGACGAGGACAUUACCACAAUUCUAGAGAGAGGUGAAAAAAAGACAGCCGAAAUGAACCAGCGCUUGCAAAAGAUGGGCGAGAGCUCUCUCCGAAACUUCACCAUGGAAACAGAAAUGAGCUUGUACAACUUUGAAGGUGAAGAUUACAGAGGGAAACAGAAGCUCAGCAUGAUGGAAUGGAUCGAGCCUCCAAAACGAGAGCGCAAAGCCAAUUAUGCUGUGGACGCCUAUUUCCGAGAAGCUCUCCGUGUCAGUGAACCCAAAAUCCCAAAGGCGCCGCGUCCUCCCAAGCAGCCAAAUAUUCAAGAUUUCCAGUUCUUUCCACCACGGUUGUUUGAACUCCUUGAAAAAGAAAUUCUCUAUUACCGCAAGACCAUAGGCUACAAGGUCCCCAGAAAUCCUGAGCUCCCAAACGCAGCUCAGGUACAGAAAGAAGAACAGCGGAAGAUUGAUGAGUCUGCUCCUUUGACUUCAGAAGAGGCAGAAGAGAAAGAAAAACUUCUCACCCAGGGUUUUACAAACUGGAACAAAAGAGACUUCAACCAGUUUAUCAAAGCUAAUGAAAAAUAUGGACGCGAUGACAUAGACAAUAUUGCCCGUGAGGUGGAAGGAAAGUCGCCCGAAGAAGUGAUUGAGUAUUCCGCUGUUUUCUGGGAACGCUGCAAUGAACUUCAGGACAUUGAGAGGAUUAUGGCUCAGAUUGAACGAGGGGAGGCCAGAAUACAGAGACGGAUUAGCAUUAAGAAGGCCCUGGAUGUCAAAAUUGCAAGGUAUAAGGCCCCUUUUCAUCAACUGCGUAUUCAGUAUGGAACAAACAAAGGCAAAAACUACACAGAAGAAGAAGACAGAUUCUUGAUAUGCAUGCUACACAAAAUGGGCUUUGAUAAAGAAAAUGUGUACGAAGAGCUAAGGCAGUGUGUGCGCAAUGCACCCCAGUUCAGAUUCGACUGGUUUAUCAAGUCGAGAACAGCAAUGGAGCUCCAGAGACGUUGCAAUACACUCAUAUCGCUUAUUGAAAAAGAAAAUAUGGAAAUCGAGGAAAAAGAGAAAGCUGAAAAAAAGAAACGAGGAACAAAAACUCCAGCGUCACAAAAAAGAAAAGCAGAUUCAGCUGCGGAGAGUUCUGGAAAAAAGGAUGCCAAGAAAGUCAAGACAUAAAAGCGGGGAACAAAAUGUUCAAUUUAAAACUGCCAUCUUUCCCUCUCUCUAUCUGCCAGUGUUAUUGCCACCGUCGAUGUAUUCAUGGUACUCGUAAGAAAAAAGAAAUCCCAUGGUUUUAAUUUUUGCAAAUCUGUAUAUUUUACAAUGCCUUUCUUUACCUAAUGUGUAGCUUUAUAUUUUAUGCAUUCCAAUAUUUUUGUGCACUUGUAUUUUGUGAUUUUUCAUGUCUUCAGCAAAAUUGACUCAGUCCCAGUUCUUCUGAAGCUUGUGCUGAGGUUUUCGCUUUUAUAUGUUUUAUAUGCUGCUGCUUUGACAGAAGAAAAUUCCCCCUUGAUUCUAUCGUUGUAUUAUUGUUGUUUGCUACUUUAUAUGAUUGUGGAAAACAAACUGAAUUAAAAUGACUGGAGGAGUCUUGUGGAAACACUU
Hemicordylus capensis (graceful crag lizard) is the source of this 3786-nucleotide messenger RNA. RefSeq names its product SWI/SNF related, matrix associated, actin dependent regulator of chromatin, subfamily a, member 1 (gene SMARCA1). Lineage: Eukaryota; Metazoa; Chordata; Lepidosauria; Squamata; Cordylidae. Gene Ontology annotation, cellular component: chromatin; nucleus. Bases 232 to 3357 code for a protein of 1041 amino acids. The transcript has 24 exons. Gene Ontology annotation, molecular function: ATP binding; ATP-dependent chromatin remodeler activity; DNA binding. The record is from RefSeq and is a predicted model, not a curated record. Gene Ontology annotation, biological process: regulation of transcription by RNA polymerase II; nucleosome organization.